CAAAAGCGCAUCCCCAGAGGACCUUCCUCUUCCAAGGGAAUCUGAUGGUAUCCAAAGUUUUUGUCUGUUGCUUCAAGUGGCUGUCCAUCAGCGCGAUCCGCUAGAAACCCUCACGCAGUUUACUGCUUCCUUCACCUUGCCAAAUAGAGAGCUAUAGUAUUAUUGCAACUACUGCCUCUGAAAGCCCCAAUGACUCUUCCAUACUUCUUGCUGCAACGACACGGUCUACGCUUCCAGACCUUGGAAGGGAGCUCCGUUGAACGAACGACGACAUCCAAUAGCGACCUUGUUGCGCAAUCUACAAAGAUCCACGGGUCAAAAAAAUGUGAACCUCAGCCUCCCAGUGAUGGAAAGCUUUGCAGCUACUGCACAGAGCUGAUGAGGAAAGCCAGUAAAGAUAGAGACGACGGCAAAGAUGGGUUUCGCCAUUAUGCACUGCUCACUGACCUGAGAAAUUCGAGUGCCGAUUGCUCCAUGUGCUUUGCUCUACUACAAACUUUCGAUCCUGAAGACGUCGCAGCAGCUAUAUUGCCAAUUCUAGAGCACGAGGUAUGGAGGUUAGCUUGCAGAGACAAAACUUUUAAUUUCUUUCGAUACUCGGCGCGUGUCAGGAACUUUACUCUCGGAGGCUUGUAUCGCAGCAAGAAGGAUUUCCGGGAAAAGGAAAAUGGGGAUGAAUAUUGUUCCGGAAGAACGCUUGUCUUCUGCAUCGGUGAUGGCCCUGUCUCCCGUCGACCCUUUUGGACGAGCGGAAGCAUUCCCGAUGCAUUCUUUGAACGAAUCACUACUCCUGUCCUAUCAGAAUGGAUCAAAGACUGCAAUGAAGGCUUUGAACAUGCAGCUUGUCAUUCAAGAUCCGAAAAUGUUCAAACACCUUUGCCAACCAGAGUCCUUGAUGUCGGUCCUUUCCUGAGCGGAAUUGAAGCAAAAGUUAUUCUGUCAUCAGGUAGAACAGGUAGAUACAUAGCACUAAGCCACUGCUGGGGAACACAUCAACCCCUCACCACAACAUCAGCGUCGCUUCCUGAACGGAUGGUAGGAAUCUCGCAAGAACAGCUUCCGCCAACAUUCUGGCACGCAAUCCAAGUCACUCGAAAACUAGGAAUAAAAUACUUGUGGAUUGAUAGUCUUUGCAUAAUUCAAGGAGAUCGAGAGGAUUGGGGAAGUGAAGCUGUAAAGAUGGGAGACGUGUACCACAAUGCCUACAUCACCAUAGCCGCGGCUGCAGCGACAAACUCUCUGGGUGGUUUGUUCUGGCCUUGCAAGCAAGCUUCGUCGUUCUACGCCGAUGAAGGGGUUCCCAUUCGCUGGAAAUGUCAAGACCGUACCCACUCGACUAAUAUAUGGCCCAUAUACGAUUCCCCGUUGGGAAGAAGAGCAUGGACGCUUCAAGAGGCUUUACUUUCAACCAGGGUGAUUCAUUUCGGCGAAGAUCAGCUGUAUUGGGAAUGUGCAAGCAAGCGUUGUUCUGAAGAUGGGGCAGUUAAUGUCUUACAUGAGAAAACCUACCUCUCCCUUAGACCGUCCAAAGACACACCGAUCACGUUUGCUAUGUUGGGUGGAGCGAAAAUAGAGCGCGUGCAUGCGAAUUGGAUGUCCAUGGCUAUGACAUAUAGCCGGCGGCAAAUAACCCAACUUGGCGACAAGAUACCUGCUUUGGUUGGAAUCACGGCCUUUAGUAAAUCUUUGACGGGAGAUUUCCAUUUGCUGGGCCUAUGGCGAAGUACUUUGCACGCGGAUCUGCUUUGGCAGAUUCCGAAAGGUGAUGCAAAGGCGAUGCCGUCUGAUAUUGGGCUGCCUUCUUGGUCAUGGCUUUCAGUCAAUGGAGCCAUAGAUUAUCCGGAAUACUUUUCCAGGUCCAAUCCAGAGAUGGAGCUGAUUCGAAGUCAUAUCGAAUGGACAGGAGUCGAAAACGUCUCGAGGAUCUCGAUUGCUGAGCUUGUGAUUAGUGGAAGAUUGAACAAUGCUACCCUUCUACGUGGCACGGGCAAACGUCCAACCAAAGGGACUCGCAAAGGAGCAUUCACUUUACAGAUGAGAAACGAGACUCACAACUCUAUGUGUAUUGGUAAAGCGCGUGUGGACUGCGAUGAUGGCAUUGCUGAGCUGUCAGUAUGGUGCCUGCUCGUUCAAACAACUCCAGAGAACGGCAAGCGUCCCAGAUACUUCGAGGUUCUACUUUUGGACCCUGUUGAUAUUGAUGGUGGCAAAUAUCGUCGUGUUGGUACUGGAGCGUUUCGGGAUUCAAAAGAGUUGUGGAAUAGACAGAACGAUGAAUCGUCUGGCGUAUCACAGCUGCUGAUCGCUCCCUUCGAUGGCGUGAAAAGAAUUAAAUUCGUCUUAAUAUGAAAUACAGGUGAUCGUAUUAGC
Mollisia scopiformis is the source of this 2370-nucleotide messenger RNA. Its product is annotated as HET-domain-containing protein. The transcript is spliced from 2 exons. Lineage: Eukaryota; Fungi; Ascomycota; Leotiomycetes; Helotiales; Mollisiaceae. The coding region runs from base 190 to 2349 and encodes 719 amino acids. The record is from RefSeq and is a predicted model, not a curated record.